AUGAAUUCUUUUCAUAAUCUUUUAAAUAGUAAAUAUAAUAAUGAAACCAAUGAAUCUAAAAAAAGAAAUAUAUCAAAAAUUGUUCCAACAUAUUCCUUAAAAAACAAUGAAGUAUCAAGGGAAUGUGAUAAUUUAAAAAUUAGUAUAAAUAAAAAUAUUAGUGACAUCAAUGAAGAAACUAUGAAAAAUUUAAAAAAAUAUGAAAAUACCUUAAUAAUAAAUGAUGUAAGUAAUUUUGUUAAUGCUCCUAAUAAAUAUUCAAUUGCAGCCACUUACAAAACUAAUUUGAAUUACGCAUUAAUGAAAAACAAUCAUUACAACAAUAAAUUAAAUAAUUCAUAUAGUGUAUCUAUUAAAUAUAAGAAUAAUAAUUGUAAUUGCAAUAUACAAAAAGUAAAAUUGAGAAAUACUAAUGAAAAUGAAAAAAGUUUUUUAAAAAAAAAACAAAUUAUUUCAAAGGAUUAUUUUACUAAAUUGCAUAAUGUAAAAUCUCAAAUUAGAAAUGAUAAUUUAUUAUAUUAUAAUAAAAUAAAUAACAUGUUAUAUAGAAACAAUGAUGAAUGUAAAAAAGAAAAUAAUAUUUCGAAUAUUUAUGUAAAAUCUCAUUCUAUUCGAUUAAAUAGCAUAAACGAAAAUUUGAACAAUUACAAGUUUAUGCAAAAAAUGAAAACGGAAAAAUCGUUAACUAAUAUAUGUAAAAAAAAUAAAGAAAUGAAUUCUGUUAGUGAAAUGAAUAUAAAUAGUUCUUUAAAUAAAAGGAACGAAAAUGAAAUUAUAGGAAUCCCUUUGAAUAAAUCAAUAUAUAAUAAAAAAGAUAUCAAUUUUAAUAAUAAUAAUGAUACUACAAAUAAAAUAAAACAUCCCUAUAAUUUCAUGAAUAAUGUAACACUCAUAAAAGAUAUGUAUCAAAACGAGCAUGUUUUAAAUAAAAAAUCUGAUGAAUAUUCAAAAAAUGAAAAUAAAAAUUAUGUAAUGAAAAUGAAUUCAAAUAAAAUUUUUAAUGAUCACAAUUUAGAUAAUUUAAAAAAUUCAGGAAAAAAAUAUAAUUCCAUGAAUUAUUUUAGUAAAAAUAAUAACGAAGGAAAAAUCACAAAUGUAAAUGCAUUAAAUAUUGAUAAUGAUAAAAAUUUAGUUCAAGAACAGAUAAAAAACCAUGACUACGUAGUUAAUACAAAUAAAUGCAAGUCUCCUGAUACAUAUUUGAAAGAUAAUAUUAAAUCGGAGCCAUAUAUAUCACAAUUAAUGAAUAUUAAUCAAACAAAAUAUAUCAAUAAUUACAGUAACAUGUGUUUGUCACAUAAUAAUAAAUACUUCACUGAUUCAAUAAAAAAUGGUGCAACUAAUGGUAGUAAUACUAGUCAUCACUUUAGUAAUAGUAGAGAUAAUUAUAUUAAGUACAGUUAUAAGGAUAGUGAUCAUUAUAAUAAUAUAUGUAAUAAAUGUAAUAAUCAUUGUGAUAAAAUUUCAUAUAGUGAAAAAAAUAGUGAUGAAAAAAGAUCCUAUAACACUUUUAAAAAGUAUGAUAUCCAAAAUUUAAACAAUUUGUGUGAUAAAAUAAAUAUGAAAGAAACAUAUAAAAAUUGUAGCAACAAUCAUAUCCUAAAAGUAUUAAACAAAGGAGAAAGCAUUAAUAAACAUGAUGAUAUAUCAUUAUAUAGAUUAAAUGAAGAAGAGAGAAAAAAAAAAAUCAAUUCAAAAUGUUCAGGAAGAGAAUAUGAGAAUAAUGAUAAUAAAAAAAUGAAUGAAAGAAAACCUUGUUCUGGGAUUAUAUUAGAUAAAAGAAAAAAAGGAAAAGAAUAUGAAUUACUAAAUCAAAAUAAGUAUUUUUAUAAAGAGCAAGGAAAAGAAGAAAAUUACAAAAUAAUAAAUAAUAAAGAAAAUAUUGAAAAUGUUAGACAUAAUCAAAGUUAUAUAGAAAAUGGAGAUCUUUUUCAAAACUUAAGCAAAAAUUGCUAUGUAGAUUCGAAUAAUGUAUAUAAUUUAAAAAAUAAAAGUAAUUAUUAUUAUAGUAUUAACCAUUCUAAACUAAAUAAAGAAACGUAUAAUAUUCAAAGUUGUAAUGAAACUAGUAAAAUUGAUGAAUCACAUAUUUUAAACAAUGCAAAAAAUAAAAAUUGCAAUUAUAAUAUUAAUAUACAUAAUAAUACAAUUUACUGUAAAAAGAAUAAUAUAAAUAAUAAAUAUAAUUAUUGCGAAAAUAAUUUUGAUAAAAAAGAAAAGGAAUUUAUAAAUUAUUGUAAUCAUGAUAAUAUUGGUGAUUAUAAGACUGAUAAAGUAUAUUUCAAUGAAAUUAAUAAAAUAAACACACAAAAUAAUAAUUAUAUAAAAGGAAAAAAUGAUUCUAAUAUUUGUGACUACAUUAUUAACAAUAGUGAAUGGUAUGAAAAUAAGUCAGACAAAAAAAUUGUACCUCAUGGUAUAAAUAGUAAAAUGAGUAAUAAAAAUUAUAAGGAUCAUAUAAAAAAUUAUCAUAGUGAUAAAAUAUCUAUAAUAGAUACCUAUGAUAAUGACAAAAAUAAUGAAAAAGAUGAUAUGUUAAAUAAAAUUUCUAAAGGCAUAAAUAAAGACACCAAUAACGUAAUUCAGACACACAAUACAUUAUAUUAUGAAGAAUAUAAAAGGGAUAAUAUAAUAAAUAAUUCCAACAAUUAUUAUAAAAAAAGUAUAAAAGAUAUUAAUUUAGCGAAUUGUAGUAAAAAUAAUUUCAUAACGCUAGGUUUUAACGAAGAUUUUAAAAAUAUUAAUGAUAUUAACCCUUAUGAUAAAAAAGUGAAGGGAAAUUUAUUUAAUAAAGGUAGAGAGGGAGAUCAUUUGUUAAAAAUUAUGAAAAGAAAAAUUUCAAGGAAUACAAAGGAUGAAAAGUAUUCUAAGGAAAAUUCAUAUACAGAGAAAUGUGAUCAUUACAAACAAAAUUUAGAAAAACAUUUAAAUAUUCAUAAGACUAUAAACCAAGAGAAGAAACAAAAGGAAGAAGAAAAAGAAGAAAAUAACAAUAAUUUGAAAGGAGAAAAUGAAAAAAGUGGAAAGAAAAUGAAUACUUAUUUAAAUGAUGUGGUGAGUAAUGACAUAAAUAUCUUCAUAGAAAAAAAAAAAAAUAAUUUUAAGGAAUCCAAUGAAAAGAAGAAAUAUAUUGAUACACUAGAGAAAAAUAAUUUAAAUGGUGAAAUUUUAGUCGUUGAAAAGGGUGAAACGUUGGUAAAAAAAAAAAAAAAUUAUACGAAAAUUUUAUUGAAAGAUAAUGAGCAUAUUAUAAAUGAAUCAAGAAAUGAAAUAAAAAAUAAAAUAGAUAGUGAUGUUCACUUUAUUAACAAAAAGAAAUCAGAUGAUUAUUGUAACAUAUAUGACAAAAAAAUAAAUGUCACGGAUAGAAUAAAAAAAUGUUCUUAUAAAAUAAUUAAAGAAAAUAAUAAGCAAAAACAUAUUCUUAUAUCUAAUCCGAAUUACUUUUUGAAAAAUUCGAAAAAUAAUAAUAUAUAUAAAAGGAGCAAUGAUAUUAAUAGUUGUAAUAAUAAGUUUUUAACAAAGAAAAAUAAUACAACAGUUAACUGCAAAAACAAAUUAAAUUCAAAUAAUAUAUUUUAUAAUAAAAAAGAUAGAUGGAAAUCUGCUUCAAAUGGAAGCAUUACUGAUGAAUAUGAGAUAACACAUACCGGAGCUUUAACUGAUUCUUACAUAUAUCAUUUAAAUAACAUUAAUAAAAUAUCGAAACAGAAAAACAAAAAAAGUAAAUUAAAAAAUUAUAAAAUGAAUGAAGAUGAUAUUUUAUACUUAAGAAAAAAUGAAAAUAAUGAUUUAAAAAAAAUAUACACAAUAAAAGAAAGCGACAAAACUAGUGAAAAUUAUAGAAAAGAAGACAAAAUAAAAUAUUCAAAUUGUAAUGAAAAUAUAAAUGCAGACAAUUCAAAUAAAAUAAAGGAAAAACGUAGUAAAUCAGUGCUAUCAAAUGAAAAUUGUAAACACCUAUUUAACAAUAAGCUAAUUAUGUCAAAUUCAAACAAAACGAAAAUUAUCAAUGAUAAUGAUUUCAACAUAGAAAAUGAAACAUUUUUAAAAGGAACUAAUUUUGACAAUAAUAAAAAUGAAAUGAAUAGUGAAUUUAAUAACAAAAGUAGGAACAAAAUGAAUGUCAAUUCUAAUGGAAAUAUGGAAAAAAAUAAAGAGAAUAAUAGUCCUACUGAAAAGAAUACCAUUAAAAAGGAUAAUUUUUUAGAAUCAUCUCCAAUGAAAAACAUACCUAAUAAUUCUAUUAAUAAUAAUAAAAAUAAUGUAGGAAUUAAUGUUAGAAAUAUUAAUUUUGAUAACAUCAAAAAUAGUAUAGAAAGUUACACAACAAUUAAUUGUACUGAUAAUUGUCAAAAUAGUUUAUUAUCUAAUAAUGAAAAGGUAGAUAAUUUAUAUAUUAAGACGGAUGAUACAAAAGAAAAUAAAGAUAUUCUUCCAUGGAAUAAAGAUAAUAUAGUUAAGUUAAAUAUAAAGAAUAACUCGAAAAAAAAAAAAAUUAUAACAAUAAAUACUAAAUUAGCUCGAUAUGAAAGAGUGUUAAUACAUACAUGCAUAAAUAAAUUAAAUUGGAAAAAAUGUACUGAUAAUUUAAAUAAAGGUAUUUUUUUCUGGAUAGGUUAUAAUAUUAAUGAUUUUGAUCACUAUAAUUAUAUGAAAAAGAAAAAAAUUAUAAAUAGAAUACCAUCUAUAUAUAUGUACACUAAAAAAAAAGCAUUAACUUUUUUGUUGUCUCAUUUAUCUGUUAUUUAUCCUUCUUUAUAUGAUUUUUAUCCUAAUACUUUUGUAUUGCCUGAAAAUAAAAAUAUUAUUAAAUAUAUUUUAAAUAAUAAUAAUAAAGAUUUUUAUAUAAUGAAGCCAGAUAAUGGUAGUAUGGGAAUUGGUGUAAAGUUAAUUCAUAAAUAUAAUGAUAUUAAUGUCAAUAUAUUAAAUGGAUAUAAUUGUUACAUAAUACAAAAAUAUAUUGAUAAUCCUUUAUUAAUGUAUAAAAAGAAAUUUGAUUUUCGUAUUUACAUUUUACUUUUACCAGGAAAAAAUUAUCCAAAAAUUUAUUUAUCUAAAAUUGGUUUUGCAAGAUUAUGCACUGAAGAAUAUAAAAAAAAGAAAAGAUAUAUUUGUAAUUCUUUUGUUCACUUAACUAAUUAUAGUAUUAAUAAGGAUAAUGAAAAAUAUAUAAGAAAAAAAAAUAUACACGAUAAAAAUAACAAUAAACAAUUGUUAAGUGAUGUUUUUAUUUAUUUAAAAAAUAAUGGUUAUGAUAUAGACGAUAUUUGGAAACAGAUAAAAAAAAUAAGCUGUUUAACAUCUUUAGCAAUAUAUUCCUAUAUAAAAUCUAAAAUCAAAUAUAAUUUUAAAAAUAACUUUUAUUUUUAUCAAUUGAUUGGUUUAGAUAUAUUGUUAGAUAAUACAGGAAAAGCAUGGCUAUUAGAAGUUAAUUCUAAUCCUUCAUUAAGAAUAGAUUAUUUAGAUCCAAAUUAUACUUAUUUUGAAAUACAAUUAGAAAGUAUGUUCGAUAGGUAUGUAAAAGAGCCAGUAAUAAGUGAAAUGUUUUUAAUAGUUUAUAAAAAAAUUUAUAAAAAAUAUUUAAAAAAAAAAAACAAAAAUAGUAUAUGUAUUAAUAACAAAAAUGAGAAAUCUGAGAAACAAAAUAUUAAAAGUGAUAAUAAAAUAAAAUCGUCAAAAAUAGUUUUACAAGAUAAACCUAUAAAUUGUUCAUUCACUUUAAAUAAUAUACAAUCGAAAAUUUUUGUUGAAAAUAAAAAAUAUCCUGAAGAUGAAAAUAUUUUUAUGAAAAAAAGAAAUUCUUAUUCUGUUGUAGAUUGUAAUAAAAUAAAUAAAACAAAUUCUUACAUUUUAAAUAAAGACUUAAAUAAAAAUAAAAUCUGUGUAAAUAAUAUAAAAAAAAGUUUUUCAUCUAUGGUUCAUAAAAGUGGUCGUAAUGAAAUAAAUAUUUGUGGGAACAAUUCUUUAACUAAAAGUCAGGGUAGUAACAUUGGAAUUAACAAUUUGAUAAAAAAAAAAAAAAACAAUAAAAAAAGUUUGCUUUUAAAAAAGGAAAAUAUGAGUAACAUUGAUACCUGUGUUGAUGAAAAUGAUAUUGAUAUUGAUAGUUUCAGUUCAUCCAGUAAUAUUGAUACUGAUAAAAAUAAAAUUGACGAACAUAUUUUUCACGAAUCAUGUAAUACAAAUAACGAUACUUAUGAAAAAAAUGUUGUUUUGAAGAACAAAAAAUGUGAUAUUUUUUUAAAUGAUCAAUUAAAUUUUUUGAAAAAUAAAAAGGAAAUAGAUGAACAAAAACAAGAAAAAAACGGAGAAGUUAUAGAAAAGGAAGAAAUAAUAGUAGAUAAAGAUACACUAAAAUUUAAUAAUACUAGUAAAGAAAAAAAAAAAAAUUGUUUGGGAAAUAGUGAAAAAUUUCAUAAAAGUAUAGUUAAUAAUAAUUCAAGAAAAAAAAAUUUUAGGAAAAAUUAUAAUAAUAGUGAUUAUUCCGAUGAAAGCUGUAAUAGCAAUAUGAAAUUUGUGAGAAGUAAUUUUGUAAAUUGUUUUGAUGAUAUUUAUGAUAAUUCGAUAGAUGAUAAUGACAAAAAUAUAUCAUUAAAUUUUCUUAAUAUGGGCAUUUGCCCAAAUAAUAUAGAUAAUAAUGAAAUAACUAAUUCUGAAUCAAAUACAUAUAACAACUCUCUUAAAAAUAAAGAUCUAUUAAUAGAAUCAAAUAUUUUAAAUAAAGAGACAUAUGUUCAAAUAGGAAAUCAAGAAGAUAUUCAGUUUGAUAAAUUUUUAAAUAAUGAUGUAGAAACAUAUAAAUCAAUUUAUAGAAAUAUUAGUGAUAACCUUUAUAAAAAAAAAAUUGAAAACUUAAUUAUGAUAAGAAGUAAUUUAUAUAAAUAUAUGAACUGCUUAAAUGUUCUUGGAAUUAGAUAUAUUAAUAAAGAUAUAGAAAAUUUAAAUGAUUUAUACAAUAAAAAUGUUACAUUUGAUUUAAAAAAGACAUAUACGAAAAUUAGAAAAGAUAUUUUACAUCCGUUAAAAAAUAAUGUAUUAGAAAAAAAUGUGUACAUAAAUUUAAAAAAAGAAACAAGGAAUUUUUAUGAUGAAAUGAAAAUAUAUAAUAUCUGUUACUUUUUGUUUGAUUUUAUAUUAAAAAAAUAUGAUAAUAAUUUAAAAAAAAAAAAUAAUAAAUUUGAGUAUUAUAUAGAUAAAAACACUUUUUUAUGCAUGUGUAAAGAUAUAAAAAUAAAUAAAAUAAUUGAAAAUAUUGAAGUACCUACAAAUAUUUACAAUAAAUUUUAUGAAAUAAAUAAAAAUUCUCAUGAAAAUCAUAUGCAUCAUAUUAUUAAAGAAGUUUUUAAAAAUAAAAAUCAUUACAAAAAAGAAAAUGAAAAAGAAAAAAAUAUAAUACCUGAUGUAAAUUGUUCAAAUAACUUUAAUUUUUUAAAUAAUAACGACUCAUCAAAUAUUUCUGAUGAACAUAACUAUAAUGACAAAAAAAAAAAAAAAGAAGAGAGAAAGUCAUAUAUUUUUCAAAGAAAGCCUUUAAAAAAAGUUGAUUCAACAAAUAAUAAUGAAAACAUAAACGAGAAUAAUAAAAAUAAUCAUAUAUUAAAUAAAGAUAUAGGCAAUAAUAGCUCAUAUUACUCAACGGUAUUUUGUCCUUUUUCUUUUGGGUCAACUAAUAAUUUAGUUAAUUUUAAUUCUAUAGGAAUAAAUAAAGUGAAUUAUAAAAGGAAAAAAAAAAUGAAUGUGUAUGAUUUAGAAUACUUAUUUACAAGACAAGUAUCCUUUAGUAAAUAUAUUAACAAAAAUCAAGGGUUAACACUUAUUGACUUUUUUUUAUUAAUGCAGCAAUUAGCAUUAUUAAUAUUUCCAUAUAUCAAUUACUUAAGCAUUUAUAAUUCAAUAUAUCCAUAUAACAGCAUAAUUUUUGAAGAACUAAAUAAUCAAGAAAAUAACAUAUUUGCAACCAUAUCUAAUGAUAAAGGAAUGAAUAAUUUAAAAAAAAAUUCAAGAAAUAUAAAAAAAAUAGAGAAAGAUCAAGAUAAUGACAAUAAAGGGAAAAAAGAAAAUAAAUGUAAUAUGAAUAAAUUAAAAAAAGAUGUAAAAGAAACUCAAGAAAAAAAAAGAGAUCAACUAGGUGCUCGUUUUAAUUCAGAAGAGAUCAGAAAAAUUGAAUUCAAAAGUUCAACUAACAAACAUGAAGAAAAAAAAAAAGAUAAUUAUUUAUGGCAUAAAAAUAUUUGUAAUAAUAUUUACAAUCUAUAUGAAUAUAUUCAAAUUAGUGUCAAUCCUAAUGUUAAAAAUGUUUGCUUAGAAACAUUUCUAACGUUCAUUUUUAAUAAAUAUGGAAUAUCAUAUUACUCAUAG
Messenger RNA from Plasmodium gallinaceum, 8361 nucleotides. Its product is annotated as tubulin--tyrosine ligase, putative. Gene Ontology annotation, cellular component: cilium. Gene Ontology annotation, biological process: microtubule cytoskeleton organization; protein polyglutamylation. Lineage: Eukaryota; Apicomplexa; Aconoidasida; Haemosporida; Plasmodiidae. The record is from RefSeq and is a predicted model, not a curated record. Bases 1 to 8361 code for a protein of 2786 amino acids. Gene Ontology annotation, molecular function: tubulin-glutamic acid ligase activity; tubulin binding. The transcript has a single exon.